Molecule: messenger RNA, 2514 nt
Organism: Mangifera indica (mango)
Lineage: Eukaryota; Viridiplantae; Streptophyta; Magnoliopsida; Sapindales; Anacardiaceae
Product: ubiquitin carboxyl-terminal hydrolase 20-like
Exons: 8
Biological process (GO): protein deubiquitination
Cellular component (GO): nucleus; cytosol
Molecular function (GO): cysteine-type endopeptidase activity; cysteine-type deubiquitinase activity
Source: RefSeq, a predicted model, not a curated record
UCUCAAAAUUACCCCUUGAUGUACAGUUAGUUAAUGAAGAGUCGCGAAGGAGCUUUCUAUUCGAAUCUCUUUCAUAUUCAAUUCAAUUCACUAAGCAAGAAAAGCAAAAAAAAAUUUGACGGCUGAGUUUUCCCUCUCUUUUCAAAAUCCUUUCUAAACACUUCCCGCUCCUUAAAAAACUCUGAAUAGCUAGCUAGCUUCUUCCAAAUUUCAAAUCCCUCCCAUUCAAUUGCCAGUAAAUAGUUCACAAGACCGAAACGGAGUUUCUGAUUCUUUGAAUCCAUUCUCUAUGUCAAAUUUUCUCUUAUUCAAUGAAUACCUAUUUGAUCGAAGCCCGAGAAACCGACUCGGGUCCUUCUCAAAACCUUCAUCAGUCGUCGCAUGAAGGAACGCUGAAUGAACACUCUUUGAUUUCUUUAUCUUCACCUGUUUCGGCUAAAGUCCCUUCUACUUCAAAAACCCUUGAUGAGUCUUCUUCGUCAAUGGAAGAUAUUGAAACCCUGGAUGAUAAUCAUGAUGGGUCUCCAGAAGCAAUAAGUCCCCAAGAAAAUCUAUUGGACUGUGAUGAUGUUGAAGUAGACAACGGCGAAGAAAUUUAUAGUAAUUCUUUACGAUCGUACUCGAAUUCACGGUCAAAGAAGCUGUGGCCUAGUGGCAACAUUCCGUGGCCUUCUCGCCGAGAAUUUGCACCAAUCGGGCCUAGUGGAGUGGGUGCAGGGCUUGAAAAUCUAGGGAACACAUGUUUUAUCAAUGCAAUUCUCCAAUGUUUCACUCAUACUGUGCCGUUUGUUCGAUGUCUUCGUACUUGCAAUCAUGUAAAGCCAUGCGAUGGUGCUAGUGAAGGAUUCUGUGUUAUUUGUGCGCUUUGUGAUCAGAUUGACCUUUCGUUAGCUUCUUCAGGAAAAGUUGUCUCUCCUUCAAAACUUGUAGAGAAUUUGCACAACAUUUCAUCUUCCUUUGAAAGAUACCAGCAAGAAGAUGCCCAUGAGUUCCUGUAGUGUUUGUUAGAUAGACUUGAAAGAUGCUGUUUGGAUUCUAAGAAAUUAGAUGAGAGUUUGUCUUCCAAAGAUAACAACAUAGUGGAGCAGAUUUUUGGUGGUCGUCUUAUUAGCAAAUUGCAGUGCUGCAAUUGUGGUCAUUGUUCUGACACAUAUGAACCACUAGUUGACUUGAGUUUGGAGAUUGAAGAGGUUGGCUCUCUUGAAGCUGCUCUAAAAUCUUUCACUAAGCUGGAAAAGAUUGAAGAUCCAGAGGCGAAGUUUACUUGUGAGAACUGUAAGGAAGAAGUGUCAGUGGAAAAAAAGCUUAUGCUGGACCAGGCUCCUUUGGUUGCUGCAUUUCAUUUGAAACGAUUCAAGACUGAUGGAUCAUAUGUUGUGAAGAUUGAUAAGCAUGUUGAAUUCCCGUUGGAACUUGAUUUGUGGCCAUACACCAGUGGUUGUCAAAACAUUGAUGCGGAGUUAAAGUAUCAUCUAUAUGCAAUUGUGGAGCACACUGGGCGUUUACCAACUUAUGGGCACUAUUUUUCUUACAUUCGAUCCUCACCAGACACAUGGCACAAGCUAAAUGAUUCAAGGGUCACUAGGGUCAAUGAGGAUGUUGUUCUUUCCCAGGAUGCCUAUAUUCUGUUCUAUGCCAAGCAGGGCACUCCCUGGUGUUCAAGUUUGUUAGAAGCUGAGAAGUGCUUGGAUACCAUUCCCAAUUCAUCACCCAAAUCUGUUCUAGAUAAUAGGGAUGGUGGUUUCAGUCACUAUUGUAGGGUAACAAAUGCUGAAAUCAAUGAAUCCAGAGAUACUUCUGGAGGUAGUUCUAGUAAUGUCUCAUGUGAAACAAGACUGAAAGCUGUUAAGGUCAAUGUAACUAGGGAUACUAUGGAAGGAAUUUCUGCAUCUUUUACCUCAGGAUCAAGGCAGAAUGUGUCCAAACUUGAGAUUAGAGAUGAUUCUCCCAUGAUUGAUGCUUCAAAGCCUGUUAGAAUGAGUGAUUGUAAUGGAGUCCUUUCUUAUAAGGAAAGUAAAAGCACCAAGGGUGUUAACAAAGUUAACACCAAUGAUGGUUUCUGUCCUUUGACGCCAUCCCGAUCACCUAGUCCAGAUGAUUAUCCUAGCAAUCCUACAGAAACCUUCUGUGUCCCUCGAAAGCAUCUAAAACUGGAUCAUUUGACAUUGGAGAGUAAGGUCAACGGUAAAAGACAAUUAGAAAGGGUUGGUAAGGCUAUUGAGAGACAGGAAGCUAUUCGCUGCCUUAAGAGAAAUAUGACUGGUUCAAGGUGUUUGAAGUUUAUGGCUGCUAUAACUGAUGGUUCUAUGAACAAGAAAAGAGGAGUUAAAUCAUCUUCAUGUAAAAGGUCUAGUCCACAAAGUGCUAGCCGCAAACGCAGCCAUAGUUCAGUGAUGCAGCGGGUGGCAAUAUGAAGCUACAGUUAAAAGAUUUUGCAUAUAAAAUAUUGCAUUGAUCUUGUAUCUACUGGAAAAUGUAAAGUUCAGUGUUAAUGUGAACAGUAAUUUUGCCAUA